Molecule: messenger RNA, 1197 nt
Organism: Eruca vesicaria subsp. sativa (arugula)
Lineage: Eukaryota; Viridiplantae; Streptophyta; Magnoliopsida; Brassicales; Brassicaceae
Source: the annotation of a GenBank genome assembly
AUGAUGUCGCUUGCCAUUGAUAAUGACGGAGGUCUUUGGAUGUGGGGCAAUGUUCCACCACAAGAUAGUGGAACUGAGCCUCGUUUGUCUUUUACAAGCGUCCCGAUUCCGUUUCCUAUACGCGAGUUCCAUGGCCGGACUGUUUUGAAGGUAGCAUGUGGGGAUGAACACGUUGUUGCUCUUGUUGGUUCUAAGGAGAUCCAAGAAUCUGUGUUGUAUUCUUGGGGUAAUAAUUAUCAUGGUCAGUUAGGGCUUGGGGAUGGAGAGAGCCGUGCGAGGCCUCAGAUUGUGGAGACGUUUAACGAGAAGUCUGGUCUUACAGUCUACGACAUAGCUUGCGGUGCUCAUCACACAGCUCUUCUCACCUACAGGAAGGAGGCACCGAAAGGACCAAGCGUUUGCUGGACGUUUGGGUUUGGAGAAAAUGGUCAGCUUGGGCAUGGAAGUACCAAAAGCUCACAGAUUCCAGAGCCAGUUUCGGAGCUCCCAGAACAUGCUAACUUAGUUUCCGUAGACUGUGGGUUGUUCCACACGAGCGUGGUGUCAUCUGAGGGAUACGUGUGGUCAUGGGGAAUGGAGAGGGGACUAGGGUUAUGCCCUGAUGUAAAUUUCUCAGAAGUGGAAGCAGGAGACGACAGUGUACCAAGAAAGAUCUCAGGUGGGUCAAGAUUUCGUGACCCGGUUCAGGUUUCUUGCGGGGCUGCACAUACAGUUCUUGUGGCCAACGGUGGUUACAAGCUGUGGUCAUGGGGAAGAGGAAGAAACGGAGUUCUUGGAACCGGUAAUGUUAUGGAUUGUUAUGUUCCCACCCCUGUCUUCUGGCCGCCAAAUGAGCUGAAACAGGACAGUGAAGAAGUACCAAAACCUGAUGAUGACAAAAGCUCAUCAACGGAGGAGAUUAAACAGCUACAAACAAAGCUAAUGGUGAUGGAAAGAUAUGCAAGCAUACUUCAUGGGUCCAUAUUUGGUAAACCUUUCAAUGAAGAGGAAGAUAUCCCGUAUUCAUUACGGGUUUCUGGAUACUUCGAUAUGGGAAAAGAGUGGGGGGAGAUGCUGGAGAGUGCUGAUAAGAGUCAGCUUAUGAGGCUUCAAGCUUUCUAUGAGGACAUGAUUAGUAGGGUUAAGGAUAAGGUGUUGCAGAGAAGGAUUCAGGAGAUUAUGAAAGAUUGUCUUCAAUCAUCAGCCCCUAAAUUCUAG